This is a messenger RNA of Stereum hirsutum FP-91666 SS1, 5396 nucleotides long. RefSeq lists its product as uncharacterized. Bases 13 to 5046 code for a protein of 1677 amino acids. The record is from RefSeq and is a predicted model, not a curated record. Gene Ontology annotation, biological process: carbohydrate metabolic process. Gene Ontology annotation, molecular function: hexosyltransferase activity; UDP-glycosyltransferase activity. Lineage: Eukaryota; Fungi; Basidiomycota; Agaricomycetes; Russulales; Stereaceae. The transcript is spliced from 16 exons.
CCGACGGUCACAAUGUCCAGACUGUCUCGGUCACAGAUGUCCAUCCCCACCCUUGCCUCACUGGCCGCGUCAGCCUCGGCGCCUUCCACCUCCUCUACCCCAGACGACCCCGCCGCCACACAGGACAGGUCCAACGUCGUGCGCCGCGUCAUGGAGAAGACGGCAGAUAAACUGAGCAGAAGCAAGUCCCUGGAACGGAGAGGUCAGCAGGGCCCGAGUUCAAAGCAGCCGACCAGUCCACGCCGCGUCUUCUCCAUUACCCGCAAGGGCAAGGAGAAGCAGCAGCCGGGAGAUGAUGCUCGUCCCUCGUCCCUUUCGAAAUGCUCGACUCCAUCCACUCCUUCUGAGCCUGACGAGUCUCCGUUCAUCCGACCCCCUUCACCUACACAACCCCCGAGGAGACCUUCUCUUCAGCCAUUUACCGGUGAUGGAUCCAUGCGUGCCGGUACCCAAACGCUCAUCCAAGCGCUCCAAGCCAUUCCCUGGGAAGAAGACCAGGAUAAUGAAGACGACCCAUUGCCGAACAACCUAGACCCGGUAGACUCGGACAGCGACGAGGAUGAACGGCCAGGUCAGGCCAUGGCCUCGUCUAUACACGCUAUCCAUCGACCCGUCGUCAUGUCCCGCAGACAAGGUUCCCAACUCGGUCUCUAUUCCCCCAUCACCGCAGCCUCGACCAAAUUCAACCCCUCACUACCCAACGUCUCCACCUCCCCCGACACAAUCGGACGGUCCCCGUCUGACGAAGAAGAAGAAGAAGAGCUCGAGGAGGACUUCGAAGCGGCGCCUACCCCCGGACCAGGACACGCGAGUCCGCAGGGGAUGCAUCCGAUGGAGGACGCGAGGGCGCCUAUGAGCGCGCUUUUGGAGGACGAGAUCGGGGCGACGGCGGCGAGGAUGGCGAGUGAGAGGACGAAUAGUUUGGCGACGGUGGCGACGGUGAAGACGGUCAAGGUGAAUCGGAGGGCAAGAUUAGCGGCGAAGUUGGCGGAUGUGUUUGAGUUGAGUGGGAUUAAUGAGGUUAUUGCCGAGAUGCCGUGUUGGUUAUUGCGAUCGGUUUUGCUUCAGGGGUUUAUGUACCUCACCAACUCCUAUGUCUGCUUCUUCGCCCAUAUGCCUUCACGCGAGGAUCAAGUCCUCAAAUCCGGCUCGCUCUACAAGAAAGCCCAACGCACGAAACGCUGGAUCAAACACUGGUUCAUCCUCAAGAACGACGUCCUCUCAUGGUACCAGUCCUCCGCGGACCCGUACUUCCCGCACGGCGUCGUCGACCUCCGGUACGCGAUCGUUUGUGAGCCCGUGGGCGAGAAGGGGAUCAGAUUGAGGACGAACGCGAAGACGAUACAUUUGACGGCGGAUUCGGUGCCGAGUAGGGAGGAGUGGGUGAAGAGUAUUAGGAAGGUGAUUUUUAAGGCGCAGAAUAUGGGGGAUAGUGUCAAGAUAGCCAUUCCUUAUUCGACGAUCAUCGACGUCGACAAGUCCUCCGCUAUGGAUUUCAGCGAGACGAUAGAAAUCAAAGUGGUAGAAGGCCUGAGCGCGUCCGAGGAACUCUCCGUCGACUCUUAUUUCUUCGCGUAUUUUCACGACCUCCCCGCCGCGCUCGAACAGAUCAGGGACGCGAUCGCGAUGUAUUCGCUCAGGACGAGGAGGAGUGAGCUUGCUGGCGGAGAGGGCGAGGAGGGUGGGGGUGGGGAGAUGUUGAUUGAUACGACGAGUCCGAGGAGUCCGCCGCAGUCGAAUAGGAAUAGUAGGCUUGUGGAGGAGGCUGGGCAGGGGCAGAGCGGGCAGGGGCAAACAGGGGGAGCGGUGGCGUCGAAGACGAGCAGUCCGUUCAGGCUCGCUUCGUUCUUGAGACCGUUCCAGGAGCCUACAACAACAACAACAACAACGACACAGGUCCAAGUCCCGCCACAAACACCGCGUAGUACGAUCUCGGCACCCGCCACCGCCGUCACCCCCGACCUCGACACGAGCGAAGAAUUCACACAUGUGCGCAAACGGUCUUCGCAGUCGUUCAUCCCUAUCACUUCGUCACCCCCACCUUCUAGCGCUGGGGGCGAGUUUCCGUGGUCGACACCGCCGCUCAGCGGUUCGCCGGGUUCCGCAGCUAUGUUGCCGCAGAGUGCGUCGGAGACGGGGUUACAGCAGAGUGUGGGCAGUCUUACGCCGACGCCGUCUACCAUUGGAGUCGGUGGAGGGUUGGGUCUUACUAGUACUACCGGUUCCCCGACUCCUCCUCAUCUCCAUCCACAUGGACAUACGUAUCCGCCCGCGACGACUGCAGACGCAUUGAGCAUGCCACCCGUGGGCGGGAGCUUCAUGAGCACGAGUAGUAGUGGGAUCAGCAGUAACAAUGGGGGUGCGGCUGGUACGGCGGGGACGAGGCCUUCGGCGUUUGCGUGGGGCGUCGGGGUUCCUUCGUGGUUGAAGAUUCCGUCGAGGAAAUCGCUUGUGGGUCCGUUUGGAGUUGGAGGGGGGAGUGGCGGUGUGGGUGGUAGUGGCGGUGAGCAGGGGAAGGGGGAUAUGGAGGGUAAGGGCGUGUCGGAGGUUUAUACGUCUACUGGGUCGGCUGUUGGUGAUACGGGUGGUGGUGAUACAGGUAGUGGGAGUGGGCAGUUGGCUGGGAGUGUGGGAGGUGGAGGAGGAGGAGGAGAUAUGACGUUUAGUAUACUGGAGACGCCGGAUUGGGAGGUCGAGGCGGAGAUGGCGGGGAAGUUUAGGAAUGAUUUCGCGUUUGAUGAGAGGGAGAGGUUGUUGGGGUAUUUCCCGGGGUAUAUAUUCCGAUUACUUCCUGUCUAUGGGAGGCUGUAUAUCUCGUCGAAUUAUUUGUGUUUUAAGGCUACGGGGCCGUUGGCUACCAAGACGAGGCUUAUGCUGCCCAUACGCGACAUCCUCGCCACCGAAGUCUCGAAAGCCUUCCGUUUCGGUCAUUACGGUCUCGUCCUCAUCAUCAAAGGCCACGAGGAGCUCUUCUUCGAAUUCGGCCUGCAAGACCGCAGGGCUGCGUUCGUUCACCUCCUCAACCGCCAAAUGGAAGACGUCCGCGCUCGCAUCCUCUCCUCCGCCGCCACAUCCAACGCAGAAACCCCGACCACGGCCACUGGCACCGGCGCCCUCUCCAGCAGUCCGCUUAACAACAGUUUCAAUGGUACUGUCAAUGCUAGUCCCCGCUCGAAGCCCGACGCGCUCUUCCUCGAAGAAUUCGCACCGUUGCGGGAUUCGGAAGAGGCGACGGCGGCGGGGUCGGGGUCGGGGGCGGACCCGAGGCCGUCGAUGACGGAUUCGUUGCCGGCUGUGAUGUUCACGAGUACUAGCUCGACGUUCUUGACGUUCAAGCCGAAGGAGAGUUUAAGGUUUACGUUUUUGACGAUUGGGUCGAGGGGGGACGUGCAGCCGUAUAUUUCGUUGGCGAAGGGGUUGAUGAGGGAUGGACAUAGGGUGAAGAUCGCGACGCAUGGGGAGUUUCAGGGAUGGGUCGAGUCGUAUGGUAUUGAAUUUGGGUAUGUGGGUGGGGAUCCGGCGGAGUUGAUGCGGAUAUGUGUGGAGAAUGGGACGUUUACGGUUUCGUUCUUGAGGGAGGGUGUCGCUAAGUUCCGAGGCUGGAUCGAUGACUUGUUGAAGACGGCUUGGGACGCCUGCCAGGACUCGGACGUGCUCAUCGAAAGUCCGAGCGCGAUGGCGGGCUACCAUAUCGCCGAAGCAUUGAGGAUACCGUAUUUUAGAGCCUUUACUAUGACUUGGUCACGGACAAGAGCCUAUCCUCACGCCUUCGCCGUGCCAGAACGGAAGAUGGGCGGGAGCUACAACUACAUGACCUACGUUAUGUUCGAUCAAGUCUUCUGGAGAGGAACCGCUAGCCAGAUCAACCGUUGGCGACGAAAUAUCCUCGGCCUUCCUAGCACCUCUCUGGACAAGAUGGAACCCCACAAGAUCCCAUUCCUCUACAACUUCAGCCCGACCGUCGUUCCACCCCCUCUGGAUUGGCCAGAAUGGAUCCGCGUGACAGGGUAUUGGUUCCUUGAAGAUGCUAGUGCCAGCGCUUCCAAAUGGACACCACCACCCGACCUCGUCGAGUUCAUUGACAACGCCCACGCCUUAGGCAAGAAGGUCGUCUACAUCGGGUUCGGAUCCAUCGUCGUCUCCGAUCCCAAGGCUAUGACUCGCACCGUCAUCGAGGCCAUCGUCCAAUCUGGCGUUCAUGCUAUUUUGUCGAAAGGCUGGUCAGACAGGUUGACGAAGAAUGUGGCGGAGGUGGCGGAGCCUGAGGAACCUCUGCCGAAGCAGAUAUAUCCGUUGGCUUCCGUGCCGCACGAUUGGCUCUUCAAGAGGAUCGAUGCGGCUUGUCAUCAUGGUGGGGCUGGGACGACUGGGGCCAGUUUGCGUGCCGGAAUUCCGACUAUAAUCAAGCCUUUCUUUGGUGAUCAGUUUUUCUGGGCAGAUAGAGUGGAGGCAUUAGGGGUCGGAAGUGGCGUCCGGAAGUUGACUGUCGAAAGUCUGGCUGAGGCGCUUGGUACGGCUACUACUGAUGAGAGGCAAAUCACUCGGGCGAAGGUGAUUGGUGAAGCUAUUCGUUCUGAAAACGGCGUAGCUACGGCCAUCGAGGCGAUUUACCGUGAUCUUGAAUAUGCUCGCUCGCUCGUCAAGGGCGCAGUCUCCCCCGACGAUGUCAUCGUGGAAGGAACCAGCCCUAGUAGUGGCAGCCCCGGUGGUAGUGGUGGAGGCGAUACUGAAGACGAAUCUCCUGAUCACGACAAACUUUUGUCGUCACCGCCCAGCGGAUCUAUUGGAGGCGCACCUAGUGAGGAUUGGAGUGUGAUCUCGGACUUGGAGGAGCCUUCGCGUCUUUCUCUCAGUUCGACUUCCCGGCAGAGUGAAGGUAGAGAGAGGAGGAUAUCGUUCAAGAGGAGCGGUAUCACGGCGACUAUGCUCUCGGUGCUCCCUGGUGCGCUGACGACGCCAGCUGUCCAGUUGACGCAUCGGCGCUCGAGGUCGGAUGGAUCGUGUUCGGCGUCGACGAACGGUCGUCCGUCUUCGUCACAUUCAUGAUUAUGAUUUUAUGACUUUCUUUUUGUAGAGUUUUUUGGCUCCUGGGACCUACGUUUGUUCCUGAUUUUUACCUUGCUUGUCUGCUGUCUUGUAUGUAAUAUUAAGCUUACGAGGCCUGAUGCCACCCCACUCUACAUAUAAUCACUGCAGCAUACUGCAUGGUCUUGGAUAUACAUAGUACUUCUCGUUUCUCUGUACUCCGCAUAUAUUUGCGCUUUAGCAUGACUUCUCUUUUCCUACACGUUUGUAUUAUAUAGCCUGUGAUGCUCUUGCUCGCUACAUUACGACUCUCCUUCUCUGUCGUCGUCGUCGACAUCUGUAGAACUCUAAUGGUACUGCCCAUAUAUUUC